AUGGAAGAACAAAUAGCAAGUUGUGCUGCCUUGUGGUCUACUGAAUAUGAGAAGACUGUAAUUGCCAUUUUGAAGAGAAGGAAGACUGGACAGACGCUUAAAAGAGAACACUACCACAUCUUGCAAACUUUUCAGAUUGCCUCCUUUGGUGAAAUAGAAACAGUUAAAAAGAAUGGAAAAUAUAUGGCAACUAAAGAAUCAGUCACAGGAAUUAUCCAACAAGCCCACAUUAACACCGGCCAUGGUGGCGAAAAGAAGACUUACAAGGAGGUGUGUGAACAAUAUGGAAAUAUUCCGAGAUCAAUUGUGUCAUUAUAUAUCGUGCAUUGUGAGCGCUGUGUUGAAAAGCGUCGCAGAAAAGAAACGGUAGCAGGAGUUGUAGUCAGACCACUGUCCGUAAGAGAUCUCAAUGAAAGAGGACAAGUAGAUCUGGUCGACAUGCAGACUAUGAAGGAUGGAAGUUAUCGCUUUAUUCUGCACUAUAUGGAGUAUCUAACGAAGUUUCAUGUGAUUCGUCCCCUGAAAUCAAAGACAGCAGCUGAGGUUGCCAAUGAACUUCUUUUCAUCUUCUUAGAUAUAGGUGCACCACACAUCCUUCAGUCUGACAAUGGACGUGAAUUUACAGCUGAAGUGAUCCAAGAACUUGCCUCACUAUGGCCUGAACUCAUCUUAGUAAAUGGGCGUCCUCGGCAUCCCCAGAGUCAGGGAUCUAUUGAGAGAGGUAAUGGGGAUAUGAAACUCAAGCUCAUGGCAUGGAUAAGAGACAAUAAUUGUGCUAAAUGGAGUUAUGGUGUCCGUUUUGUUCAGUGGGCCAUGAACAGUUCAUAUCAUGAGGCAAUCAAGAUGACUCCCUAUCAAGCGCUCACUGGCAACAAGCCAAGAUGUGACUCUCAGCAGCAACCUGCUAUGGAACAAGAAAAUAUCUCAACCGAAGUACUGCAUCCAGCAAAACAGGCAAGAAAGGAAGCUGAGUAUGGUCUUCAAAAGCAAGCUCAACGAAUGUUAGCACGCAUCACUAGAUCAAUGCGAGCAGUUGAUGUUGGAGACAAUGUGUCUGUACCGGUGUCUCAAUUUGACCGUAGUAAAGGAGACCCCCCUAACAUAGUAGGUGUUGUAUUAGCAGUUGAAGACAGUGGUUAUGUGAUUGGCACAAAAAGUGGAAUUAUCAAUGGCAGCAGUAGCGAAUGUACCCUGCUUUCCUCUCCCUCUCCCUCUCCCUCUCCCUCUCCCUCUACCACUACCACUACCACUACCACUCUUACUUCCACCAUCAUUCUCACUCCCUUUCCCACUCACUCUCGUACUCCCACCCCCAUGCAACUCUCCGACUCCCACUCCCCCAUUCCCAUUACCACUCCCUAA
Macrobrachium nipponense is the source of this 1362-nucleotide messenger RNA. Its product is annotated as KRAB-A domain-containing protein 2-like. Lineage: Eukaryota; Metazoa; Arthropoda; Malacostraca; Decapoda; Palaemonidae. Gene Ontology annotation, biological process: DNA integration. Gene Ontology annotation, molecular function: nucleic acid binding. Bases 1 to 1362 code for a protein of 453 amino acids. The record is from RefSeq and is a predicted model, not a curated record. The transcript is spliced from 3 exons.